CGCGUAGUGCGGGUUAUGGUGUCAAGCAGUGGGGAAGGGAUCCAGAGGGGGGGAAGGGACGUUUUCGGUGGGCUUUUCUCGGGCUGUGAACGGAGUUCGACGCGCAUUGGAAGACGUACUGUGCGUCCCGCAGGUAAAGAUGAAGAACAUGAUGAGGGUGUUUAGCGCCUCCGGAGGCGGCGGCGGUUACGACAAGAUCGAGGGUAUUAUCCAAGCUCCCAGAGCUAUUCCAAGUGAUGAUACGGAAGGUUCGGUGGAGGGUUUUGACGUGGCUUCGGCGGCGGCGGCGGCGGCGAUACAGAAAUCCUUUCCAGGAAAGAGAUGUUGAGUGGAACGCGGAUCGUGAAUUGGCGACAGUGGUGAUAUGUUCGGUAUUGAUCGAGGACUUGAACAAACGUUGCGGCGAGAGUUGUCGUUACAUUCAUGCGCUUGUACCGGUGUACGUAAUGUGGCGGCAGCUAAGCCAUUUGUGGCGCGAGCUCAGCCACACGAAUCACAUGUUGUGCAGGACUCAGGGAGCGGAUGAGGUACUAGGGAUUCUUUGCAACUGGCAUCUGGGCUUUUGGAAGUAGGGGGCAGUAGUCUUAGGCGGUGACCACAGACAGCUACUUCAACACCCAGGAGCAAGAAACGCAAUAUGUCGUUUUCCU
Westerdykella ornata is the source of this 650-nucleotide messenger RNA. RefSeq lists its product as uncharacterized. The record is from RefSeq and is a predicted model, not a curated record. The transcript has a single exon. NCBI's taxonomy places the organism in Eukaryota, Fungi, Ascomycota, Dothideomycetes, Pleosporales, Sporormiaceae. The coding region runs from base 237 to 572 and encodes 111 amino acids.